AUGGAGCCCGCCUCGUCGAGAGCUCUCGGGAUUGCUCAUCUCGUUGCUAACGUCCUGCACCAAUCCCAGGAUCACCAGCUUAUUGGCCGGGCCAGUGUUGCCCCACUGUCCAGAUAUGCCUCGGUGAACAAGCUGUGGGCCGACGAGGUGACUGAGAUGAUCUGGGCCGAGCUCUCUACUCUUGAACCUCUCGAACUCGUCAGGCCCGAGCGUCGGCAGUACUACGCAAGAAAAAUCCGGACGCUGAGAGUCGCCUUGGUGGACCCGCGUGUGCCUUCAGCUACUGCCUGCCUCUCGGAUCUGGAGCUACCGCGUCUGAGAGAGGUCGAAUUGAGGUUUCAUUAUGACGCGACGCCGCAGCAUAUUCCGCCCGUCUUGACGUCCAAGCUACGCUCUGUCGCAGCCAUCAUAGUGCGGUGUCAGCGACUAAAGGCGUUCAAUUACACCGGACCCUCGCACCAUCUUGUGCCAAAAAGACUGUUGGAUCUCUUCAUGAGCCAGCGCUCAACUCUUUCAGAUAUCCGGAUCCACAUGACGGACUCCCUCACCCAAAAUGAGGUUUCUGAGGAUCUUGUUACUUACCUCGCCGAACAAUCCGUCGUUCGGAAUAUUCGCGCCCCGCAGUUGAAGCUCCAUGCUCCACCAAGAUUCGCCAUUGCUAACCCGUUCCAAGCACUGGAGUUGCUUGACAUCAAGGCUGAUUACGAUUCAUUGUAUGCCAUCAGUGCCUCGCUCCCUGAACUGAGGACGCUUCAAAUCAAUUUGGUUCCGAAUCAGGCCGUCGUAUCUGAACCUUUGGCUCCAAUACUUUCCCGCCUGGCCGCCAGCACCAAGCUUGAAAUCCUGAAGAUUGAACGCCGUUCCCAACCUCGCGAAAGUGGCCUGGAGGUCCAAACUCCAGUGAUCAUUUCAGGGGCUGCAUUUGCGGAAUUUGCCCAAAGCUGCCGAAGUCUGCGGAAAUUUUGUCUUGAAAUACAACCUGGCAUGGUUGCAGAGGACUUUACCGCUUCUCAUCUCUUGCAAGCUUCGUCGUCUCUUCAAUGCCUCCAGGAGGUUGGAUUGUUCUUGACGCCGGAGUCCAGCUCGUUAACGGCUGCGACUGUUUCCAUUUUCGGACAGUACUGCCCGGACUUGGAGUGUUGUCACAUCCUGGGAGAGUUCACGGUCCUCGACAUUGACUGGGGGACGGAGGCGAUAUUUCCGAAGCUUCGAAGGCUCAGCCUCAACCAAAUCAGGGGAUACCAGACGAAUUGGUCCCUUGAUGUCUUCGAUUCCAAGCUUCGAAAAAAGUUCCCUCGUCUUGAGCUGCUACAGGUGAUGAGGGCCUUUCCAGGCCCACUCUCCAUCUCCACCUCGUACCUCUACGACGUGCCACAAACACCUCGUAGCCAUCCUUCUAGUUGA
Molecule: messenger RNA, 1404 nt
Organism: Diplodia corticola
Lineage: Eukaryota; Fungi; Ascomycota; Dothideomycetes; Botryosphaeriales; Botryosphaeriaceae
Product: leucine-rich repeat-containing protein 16a q5vzk9
Exons: 3
Coding region: 1-1404 (467 amino acids)
Source: RefSeq, a predicted model, not a curated record